CACACGCACUUCCGGCCCGGGCUGGCACGCAACUUCCCGUGGGGGAGGGGCGGGUGGUCGAAGGUGAGAUGGUUGUCUGAGGGGCCAGGGCCGACGCCGAGUCCGAGUGCGGGGUUGACGAUGCCAGUCACAGUGGGACCGUAUGGGCAGUCACAGCCCAGCUGCUUUGACAGGGUUAAAAUGGGCUUCAUGAUGGGCUGUGCAGUUGGCAUGGCAGCUGGUGCACUUUUUGGCAGUUUCUCAUGCCUCAGGUUGGGGCUGAGAGGCCGAGAGCUGCUGGGUGGUGUGGGGAAGACCAUGAUGCAGAGCGGAGGCACGUUUGGAACCUUCAUGGCAAUUGGAAUGGGAAUCAGAUGCUAACACAAUUCUUUUUUCUUCCUUUCUGUUGAAAUUUCAAAUAUUGCAGAUAAUGUACCAACUGGCUCUGCCCCCCUGAUUACAAGCUGUACAAUAAUGGAAAUUAAAGUGUAUGAUUUAAUGUUG
This is a messenger RNA of Stegostoma tigrinum, 483 nucleotides long. It is a transcript of the gene romo1, whose product is annotated as reactive oxygen species modulator 1. Gene Ontology annotation, biological process: protein import into mitochondrial matrix; protein insertion into mitochondrial inner membrane. The record is from RefSeq and is a predicted model, not a curated record. The transcript has 3 exons. NCBI's taxonomy places the organism in Eukaryota, Metazoa, Chordata, Chondrichthyes, Orectolobiformes, Stegostomatidae. Gene Ontology annotation, cellular component: TIM23 mitochondrial import inner membrane translocase complex. Bases 121 to 360 code for a protein of 79 amino acids.